This is a messenger RNA of Suillus subaureus, 456 nucleotides long. RefSeq lists its product as uncharacterized. NCBI's taxonomy places the organism in Eukaryota, Fungi, Basidiomycota, Agaricomycetes, Boletales, Suillaceae. Bases 11 to 211 code for a protein of 66 amino acids. The transcript has a single exon. The record is from RefSeq and is a predicted model, not a curated record.
CCGCAUCCGCAUGCUUCCCGAUUUGUCUCCGUUUCUCCUGUACCCCCUGUUCUCCGACCUACAGAAGGCCGCUGAAGAAGGUCUUGUCAUCGUCGUCAAUGCUAGUCAGUACAGCUGCGAUGCCUUGAUUGUCCACCGUGACCACAAUCCUGUCCACAUUUCAAUUGGUAUCACGCGGAUCGAAGUCUCUGAGUUGUCCUCCGAAUUUUAGUCCGUCGCAGAGCAAUUUGGUUGUUCCGAUCGUCAGAACAAGCUUGUGUGCAUCCUCCGCAAGCUUUGGUAUGAUAUCAUUGACCCCAUGGUCUGAGCCCUUAAGAUGUCGAAUGUUCACCCUAGCUCGCGUAUCUAGUGGUGUCCCACCGCUGAAUUCACUUUACUUCCUUUACAUGCAGCAGGACCCUAUGAGAAGGGGGGAGACAGCUUGUCACAGAUUUACAUCUCCUCUUGUACCCCCAC